Messenger RNA from Triticum dicoccoides, 1328 nucleotides. Its product is annotated as protein SULFUR DEFICIENCY-INDUCED 2-like. NCBI's taxonomy places the organism in Eukaryota, Viridiplantae, Streptophyta, Magnoliopsida, Poales, Poaceae. The coding region runs from base 173 to 1123 and encodes 316 amino acids. The transcript is spliced from 2 exons. The record is from RefSeq and is a predicted model, not a curated record. Gene Ontology annotation, molecular function: protein binding.
CCGCCAGCCUCGACACCGUGACUGACUCGGCCGUACGGUAUCGAUUCCCGCCGGAAAAGGAAUCAGCGGCGAGCGCCAUCGACGGAAGCAAAUCAUUAGGUAUCUAGCUAGCUCCUUUAAGAGAGAGAAAAAAAAGAGUUAUCUAGCUAGCUACUUCUAGGCGGAGGUCGACAUGGUUCAGGCCGGAUUGGCUCAGCCGGCGCCGAGCACGGGGGCGCCGGCGAUGGCGGCAGCGGCAGCGGCGGUGCACGUCGCGCUCAAGAUCCCCUCCGGCGGCGGGCCGUAUGCACGGGCCAAGCACUACCAGCUAGUGGAGAAGGACCUGGACGCGUCGAUCGCGUGGUUCUGGAAGGCGAUCGAGACGGGGGACAAGGUGGACAGCGCGCUCAAGGACAUGGCGGUGGUGAUGAAGCAGCGCGGCUACCUGGACGACGCCGUGGACGCCAUCCGGUCGCUGCGCCACCUCUGCCUGGGGAAGCAGUCGCAGGAGUCCCUGGACAACAUCCUGCUCGACCUCUACAAGGCCAGCGGGCGCACCAAGGAGGAGAUCGAGCUGCUCAAGCACAAGCUCCGCCGGAUCUACCACGGCCAGGCAUUCCCCGCCGACAAGGCCACCAAGCGCGCCCGCUCCCACGGCCGCAAGAUCCACGUCUCCGUCCAGCAGGAGACGUCCCGGGUGCUGGGCAACCUCGCCUGGGCCUACAUGCAGCAGCGCAACUUCAUGGCGGCCGAGGCCGUGUACCGCAAGGCGCAGAUGGUGGAGCCCGACGCCAACAAGGCCUGCAACCUCGCGCUGUGCCUCAUGGAGCAGGGCCGGCUGGGGGACGCCGAGGGGGUGCUCGCCGACGUGGUCGCCGGCGCGUUCCGCGACGGGAGGGAGAGGGAGCACGGCGGCGGGAAGGUCGUCAGGAAGGCGGAGGAGCUGCUGGAGCGGAUCAGGGCGGAGACAGGCGGCGGCGGCGAGAAGGAGGCCGGGGAGGAGGACGGCGCCGAGGCCGACGAGAUGGCGGAGCUUCUGGACAUGGUGGCCAGGCAGUGGGCCGCGCCGUACCGGAAGAGCCACCGGAGGCUGCCCGUGUUCGAGGAGAUCACACCCUUCGGCAGGGAGCAGAUGGCUUGCUAGCUAGAAGCUCAUGAGAACUCAAUAGAAGCUGUGAGUGUGCAGUAGCUUGAUCAGAAUAGUGUGAAGCUCGUGAGAACUCAAUAGAAGUUGUGUGUGUGUGUGCAGUACUGCAGUAGCUUGAUCAGAAUAGUGUGAAGCGUACGUGUUAAUCAAUGUGACAUACAGUAUGUUCUAUGUUGGUGCUCAUGUAUGUAGAUGUGUUGCA